Molecule: messenger RNA, 2058 nt
Organism: Heteronotia binoei (common prickly gecko)
Lineage: Eukaryota; Metazoa; Chordata; Lepidosauria; Squamata; Gekkonidae
Product: solute carrier family 2, facilitated glucose transporter member 9-like
Exons: 12
Coding region: 451-2001 (516 amino acids)
Biological process (GO): monosaccharide transmembrane transport
Cellular component (GO): membrane
Molecular function (GO): hexose transmembrane transporter activity
Source: RefSeq, a predicted model, not a curated record
CAUGCCUUGGGCAGCUGCCUGUGGCGGAAGGUCCUAGCGUCUCCAGAUCUUGUUCCUAUAUCUCUUUCUCAAAGGGCCGAAGUGAAUCACAUUAACCAUCAUGUGAUUGCAUGCUGCCUCCAAAGGCUUAGCUACAGAGAGCCUUCCCCCGCCCCCUGCCUCUUUCUUCCUUUACCCUCCCUUUACUGGCUUGGCCCCAAUGCCAGUGGCUCUUUAAAAACUUUGUCCAUCACUUGAUGGUCCUGUGGAUUACAGCCUCUCCCUGGCUUGGUGCUUUCUGGAGUGCCUUAUAAAAUCAAGUGUUAUUUCACUUUGUUUCCAGACGCUUUCUUCUCUCUUCCUCCUGAGACAGUUCCAUUCAUGGGUCACUGAAAUGAGCAAACACACCACAGCCAAGCCUCUUCACUUCUUUUUGUCUGGACAUAAGAGACAGCAGGUUACAUUUCCCAAAUGGAUGACAAACCCUGCCACAGGAAGAUGACUGGGCAACUCACCUUCCCUCUGAUGGCAGUUACACUCCUCUCAUCCUUUGGAUCUUCCAUGCUAUAUGGAUACAAUCUGGCUGUGGUAAACUCUCCAGCCACGCACAUCAAAGCCUUCUACAAUGCCACAUGGUCCAAGCGAUAUGGACAGGGCCUGACCCAGGGCACACUCACCCUCAUGUACUCCCUAACUGUCUCAGUCUUUGCUCUGGGAGGCCUAGUGGGGUCCUUUCCUGUUGGAAUGCUGGUCACUCGAUAUGGCAGGAAUGGGACCUUGAUACGUAGCAGCUUCCUUGUCUUCCUAGCUGGUAUACUAAUGGGGUUCAGUCGAUACAUGGAAUCACCUGAGAUGGUCAUCAUUGGGCGUUUCAUUACUGGAGUCCACUCUGGGAUCUGUCUCAGUGUGGUGCCCAUGUACCUGGGAGAAAUUGCCCCUAAGAAUCUGCGUGGCUUCCUGGGCCUUGUACCGAGCAUCUUCAUCUGCUUAGGGGUCUUCUCUGCACAAGUCCUGGGCCUUCCAGAGCUGCUUGGGGAGGAUGCUUACUGGCCUCUCUUCCUCUCAGUGGUGGUUAUUCCAGCCUUCCUGCAGCUCUUGCUGCUGCAUUGGUUCUCAGAGAGUCCCCGCUACCUACUUAUUGAGAAGGACAAUGUCCGUGGAGCUACUGAAGCCCUGCGCUGGUUCCUUGGCAAAAUUGAUGUGGAGGAUGUGAUUGAAGAGAUGCGGGAAGAACAGCGCUCGCUUGCCUCUGUGAAGACUGUGUCUGUGUGGCAUCUCCUGACAGACCGUUCUGUGCGAUGGCAGGUGCUCUCUGUUGCAGUGAUCAACAUGGGCAUGCAGCUUUCAGGAAUUGAUGCUAUCUGGUUUUACACAAAUGUCAUUUUUGAGAAUGCUGGCAUCCCUGAUCCAGAGAUUCCCUAUACCACAGUGGGCACCGGAGCCAUUGAGGUUGUUGCUGGCUUGAUAGGUUGUUUCACUAUUGAGAAGUUGGGGCGCCGGCCUCUCAUCAUCACUGGAUUUUUCUUCAUGGGCAUCUGCUGCUCAGGCAUUACCAUGUCCUUGGUACUGCAGGCUACAGUGUCCUGGAUGCAUUAUGUCAGUGUGGCAUGUGUCAUUGGGAUCAUAGCAGGAUUCUGUAUGGGACCAGCUGGGGUCCCCUUUUUGAUGACGGCUGAACUCUUCAAGCAAUCCCACCGCCCAUCUGCCUACAUUGUGGGUGGGUCCCUCAACUGGCUCUCAAACUUCACCAUUGGGUUUGUGUUUCCCUUCCUGCAGAUGUCAACUGGUGCCUUCUGCUAUCUGGUCUUCUGUGGCAUCUGCAUUCUGGUUGCUUUGUAUGUUUAUUUAAUUAUCCCAGAAACGAAAAACAAGACAUUUAUGGAAAUCAGCCACAUCUUUGCCUCUCGCCACUCCUUCUUCUCCUGCUUGCCAGACUCUGUCAAGAUGGUCAAGUUCAAUGGCUAUGGUGCCCUGGAGAACAGCUCCCUGGAGUUCUCUGGUUCUGAAUCCAACCCAGCAUGAUGGUCUCCCAUUUGCACUUUUGGAAAAUGACUGUCCUUCCUGUUGUGAAGCCCUAGU